GACUCCCAGCACGCCUCGUACUGAUUCGUCGCCUGUGAGAGGAAAGCGGCUUCUCUUCAGCGAAGCAGGCCGGAGAGGCAAAGAACGACCCGAGGCGGCUGCAAAGGAGGGAGACUCGCAGCUGGUGGCUCGGGGAGAGGCCUGGAGUCAUAUAGGUUUUGUUGGAUAACAGCAAUCCAGCAGCAAAAUGCUUCUUGCCUAAUUUUAUUGUGGAUUUCAUUUAAUCUAUUCAAAAUGGAGUACAGGACUCAGCUGCUGAAUCCUGAGUGACUGGAUCUUUUAAUCAAAAGAUGGAGAAGAAACGUAGAAAGAAAUGAGCCUGUUUCCGGGGCUUCUUUUGAAAAGACAAUGAAGGCACGGCUUUUAUUUAUCUUGGACAAAACCUUAAGACUAUCCACUUAGCACUUAAAAAGACGGUUUUCUGGAAGGAAAAAAAAAGGAAAAAGAAGGAAAGUGAGACCUGAUCCAUGGCAAAGCAACAUAUUAAUUGAAUCCAUGCAAUUUGGGAAAUGAAACCGCAUUCUUUCAGGAACAUGAGGCUUGCAAACAUCUGGUUGUUUCUGGCUGCAAUCUUACUGUGUGGCAAACAGUACCUGACAACCAAACCCGGCAAUUCUUCUCAUGAAAGUCACCUGUGUCCUGAAUGCUCUCGUCUGACCCUGAAAGUGGAGUUCUCUUCUACAGUCGUGGAGCAUGAAUACAUUGUGGCUUUCAAUGGCUACUUUUCAGCCCAAGCAAGAAGCAAAUUUAUUUCAAGGGCACUGAGAAGCAGCGAAAUAGAGAACUGGAGGAUCGUGCCUCGUAACAACCCAGCCAGUGACUAUCCCAGUGAUUUUGAGGUGAUCCAAAUCAACGAGAAGCAGAAAGAUGGCGUACAAACUCUUGAAGACCAUCCCAAUAUCAAACGAGUUACCCCCCAAAGAAAGGUCUUCCGCUCACUAAAGUACUCUGAAACUGAUCCGGCGUUCCCCUGCAAUGAUACCAGAUGGACACAAAAAUGGCAGUCAUCUCGACCUCUGAGAAGAGCAAGUUUGUCUUUGGGUUCUGGAUUUUGGCAUGCGACAGGCAGGCAUUCGAGCAGGCGCUUGCUGAGAGCGAUACCACGACAAGUUGCUCAGACACUUCAAGCUGAUGUCCUCUGGCAAAUGGGCUUCACAGGAGCUGGGGUGAAAGUGGCUGUCUUUGACACUGGGCUGAGCGAGAAACAUCCUCACUUCAAAAACGUAAAAGAGAGAACAAACUGGACAAAUGAGAGAACAUUGGAUGACGGUCUGGGUCAUGGGACUUUUGUAGCAGGCGUGAUAGCAAGUAUGAGAGAAUGCCAAGGUUUUGCUCCAGAUUCAGAGCUGCACAUAUUUCGAGUUUUCACCAACAAUCAGGUCUCAUACACUUCUUGGUUUCUGGAUGCCUUUAACUAUGCCAUUUUGAAGAAAAUAGAUGUAUUAAACCUUAGUAUCGGAGGACCCGACUUCAUGGACCAUCCCUUUGUUGACAAGGUGUGGGAACUGACAGCCAACAACGUGAUCAUGGUUUCUGCUAUUGGCAACGACGGCCCUUUAUAUGGCACACUCAAUAAUCCUGCUGAUCAAAUGGAUGUGAUUGGUGUGGGCGGCAUUGACUUCGAGGAUAACAUUGCUCGGUUCUCGUCAAGGGGAAUGACCACCUGGGAACUGCCCGGAGGUUAUGGCAGAGUCAAGCCAGACAUCGUGACCUAUGGCUCUGGAGUGAGAGGUUCUGGCAUGAAGGGUGGGUGUCGCUCGCUCUCUGGGACCAGCGUGGCCUCCCCUGUGGUGGCCGGGGCAGUCACGCUUCUGGUGAGCACAGUUCAGAAGCGUGAAAUGGUGAACCCGGCUAGCAUGAAACAGGCCCUGAUUGCCUCGGCUCGCCGGCUUCCGGGAGUCAACAUGUUUGAGCAAGGCCAUGGCAAACUGGACCUUCUCAGAGCCUAUCAGAUUCUCAACAGUUACAAACCACAGGCCAGUUUGAGUCCAAGCUAUAUCGACUUGACGGAAUGCCCUUACAUGUGGCCUUACUGCUCCCAGCCUAUUUACUAUGGAGGCAUGCCAACCAUUGUGAACGUUACUAUCCUUAAUGGAAUGGGAGUCACCGGAAGAAUUGUGGAUAAGCCUGAAUGGCAGCCCUAUUUGCCCCAGAAUGGAGAUUACAUCGAGGUGGCUUUCUCCUACUCCUCUGUCCUGUGGCCCUGGUCGGGAUACCUUGCCAUUUCCAUCUCUGUUGCAAAGAAAGCGGCUUCUUGGGAAGGCAUUGCGCAUGGACAUGUCAUGAUCACCGUCUCCUCUCCAUCAGAAAAUGAGUCAAAAGCUGGCGUUGAACAGACUUCCACCGUGAAACUUCCCAUCAAAGUGAAGGUGAUCCCGACCCCCCCUCGCAGCAAGCGCGUCCUGUGGGAUCAGUAUCACAACCUGCGCUACCCGCCGGGAUAUUUUCCAAGGGAUAAUUUGAGGAUGAAGAAUGACCCCUUAGACUGGAAUGGUGAUCACAUCCACACCAACUUCAGGGAUAUGUAUCAACACCUGAGAAGCAUGGGAUAUUUCGUUGAAGUCCUGGGUUCACCGUUCACCUGUUUUGAUGCUAGUCAGUAUGGGACCCUGCUAAUGGUGGACAGUGAAGAGGAGUAUUUUCCCGAAGAGAUCACUAAACUGAGAAGGGAUGUGGACAAUGGACUGUCUCUCAUAGUAUUCAGCGAUUGGUACAACACUUCGGUGAUGAGGAAAGUCAAAUUUUACGAUGAAAACACAAGGCAAUGGUGGAUGCCUGAUACUGGAGGAGCCAAUAUUCCGGCCUUAAACGAUCUUCUCUCAGUCUGGGGGAUGGCUUUCAGCGACGGGCUUUAUGAAGGGGAUUUUACCAUGGCGAGUCAUGAAAUGAACUAUGCCUCGGGAUGCAGUAUUGCAAAGUUUCCAGAAGAUGGCAUUGUAAUUGCGCAGACUUUUAAGGAUCAAGGUCUUGAAGUUUUGAAGCAGGAAACGGCAAUAAUUGAAAACGUCCCCAUUUUGGGCCUUUUCCAAGUUCCUUCGGAAGGAGGAGGCAGAAUAGUUUUGUAUGGCGACUCAAACUGCUUGGAUGACAGUCACAGGCAAAAAGAUUGCUUUUGGCUGCUUGAUGCUCUCCUUCAAUACACAUCCUACGGCGUGAUGCCUCCGAGUCUCAGCCAUUCGGAAAACAGACAACGGCCUCCGACGGGGGCAGGCUAUACUCUUCCGGAGCGAAUGGAAGGUAACCAUCUUCAUCGAUACUCCAAGGUCCUCGAAGCUCACCUUCGUGAUCCCAAACCCCGCUCCCUUCCGGCGUGUCCUCAUUUGUCCUGGGCAAAACCACAGCCUCUGAAUGAAACUGCGCCCAGCAACCUUUGGAAACAUCAAAAGUUAUUGUCGAUUGACCUGGAUAAAGUGGCAUUACCGAGUUUCCGCCAGAGUCGACCGCAAGUAAGACCUUUGUCGCCGGGAGAAAGUGGAGCAUGGGAUAUUCCAGGAGGGAUUAUGCCUGGACGCUACAACCAGGACGUGGGGGGGACCAUCCCUGUCUUUGCCUUCCUCGGCGCCAUGGUGGUCCUGGCCUUCUUUGUGGUGCAGAUCAAAUCAAAGAGCCGGCCGAAGAGGCGCAAACCCCGGGUCAAACGGCCCCAGAUCAUCCAACAGAGCCACCCACCAAAGACGCCGUCCGUUUGACCGCCGUUGCCAAAGUCAUGGACUUCUUUUGUUGACUGCUUCACAUUGACUGCUAAUGAAGACUGGCUGCGGCUGGCGUUUGGUGACUCCCGCACACAACUUCUUCCUUUUGUUUUCGGACAACAAAUUAACUCAGUGAAUCAUGCAUCUCCAAAUAAGGACAACAGUUUUUGUUUUCCCAGUAGCUGAACUCACCAAAGGCUCUCAAGCACUAUAUUUUUUAAAAUAAAAACAAUGGAUUGUUUGCUCUUUCUCCCAGAAAGGGAGGGAAAGGUAGCUGUUUUUUAAUUUUAAACUGACCAAAACCUUUCAUUAGGGGCUAUUUUCUAUAUUUAUUUUAGAAAAGACUGAGAGGAGAUCGCAGAACUGUUUCUUUCUGAAGGGAAUGCUGUUAUUUUCUAAGGCUGCGUCUUUUGAAGAGGACGAGAGAAAAACUGACACUUUGAGGGAUCCAGAAAAAGAAAUCAUGUCGGUGUAAUCCUUCCAUUUAUUUUUAUAAAGCAACUUACCAUGAUGUUUUUUUGUAAUUUUUUCAGCAUGAUUUCACCAUUGUUGGUGGAGAAAAAAAUUCAAUAAAUAUGUUACCUAUAUUGAAGCUGAGACAAGCAUGCA
Molecule: messenger RNA, 4301 nt
Organism: Anolis carolinensis (green anole)
Lineage: Eukaryota; Metazoa; Chordata; Lepidosauria; Squamata; Anolidae
Gene: mbtps1
Product: membrane bound transcription factor peptidase, site 1
Exons: 23
Coding region: 510-3689 (1059 amino acids)
Biological process (GO): proteolysis
Cellular component (GO): Golgi apparatus
Molecular function (GO): serine-type endopeptidase activity
Source: RefSeq, a predicted model, not a curated record